CGAGCAGGUAGUCUCCAUGGCAACCAGCAGGGUCCCUGCGCGGCCCGCCUGUUGCCGCCACCGCCGCCGCGCCGUCCCCGUCAGCAGCCCUACCGCCCCGUGACACGACCUCCACCGCGACCCCGACGCCGGCCCCGGUCCGGCCUCUGCGCGCGAUUCUUCCCGAGGCUGCCCGCGCCCGCCUCCCGACGCCGCCACCUCGGCCUGACUGACCGGGAAGUAGUUCCGGCGGGCCGCCGCUGCCGUGACUCAUCGGCCUGCCCGCGUCCCCGGCGGGCCAUCUUGGUCCCGGCCGGUGCGGCAGACGGAGCCGCGGAGGAAGCCGCAGAGACCCAGGGCCCAGAACAAGCACACCCCCUGUGCCGCCCGCCUUGGCCUGGUGAGGUCGGCCGUGAAGGAGCCGCGUACGCGAGCAGGCACCCCCACGGGCCCGCACCACCUGCCUGCCCCGGCAGUGCUCACCCCUCGGCUCCGUCCGCCCUGCCUUGUUCGGGCUCAGCCUCCAAGUCCGCAGCCCCCCUCCCCGAUUUCUGCGGAGUCUACCCAAUUUCAGCAUCACAGGUGCUCAGGUUCUGGGGUUACCCAGACCCCCUUCUUUCACUCCAUCAGUCUCAGCCUUUGGCUGACCUCUGGCCAACAUGGUCCAACCCCAGACAUCAAAAGCUGAAAGCCCAGCCUCUGCAUCUUCUACCAAUGCCCAAAUGGACGACGUCAUUGACACCCUGACCUCCCUGCGCCUCACCAACUCAGCGCUAAGGCGGGAGGCCUCCACCCUGCGGGCAGAGAAGGCCAAUCUUACCAACAUGCUGGAGAGCGUGAUGGCAGAGCUCACCUUACUGCGCACCAGGGCUCGGAUUCCGGGGGCGCUGCAGAUCACUCCACCUAUCUCCGCGAUUACCUCGAAUGGGACCCGGCCAAUGACCACGCCUCCAACCUCUCUGCCCGAGCCCUUUUCUGGAGACCCAGGCCAGCUGGCGGGUUUCCUGAUGCAGAUGGACAGGUUCAUGAUCUUCCAGGCCUCCCGCUUCCCAGGUGAGGCUGAGCGAGUGGCUUUCCUUGUGUCCCGGCUCACUGGGGAGGCAGAGAAGUGGGCGAUCCCCCACAUGCAACCUGACAGCCCCCUGCGAAACAACUACCAGGGAUUCCUGGCGGAGUUGCGGAGAACCUACAAGUCUCCACUGCGGCACGCGCGGCGUGCCCAAAUCAGGAAGACUGCAGCCUCUAAUCGGGCGGUGCGGGAGCGGCAGAUGCUGGGCCGCCAGCUGGCCGCCUCAGGCUCGGGGCCCUGCCCUGUGCACCCCGCCUCCACUGGGACUAGCCCAGCUCCAACCCUGCCCACCCGAGCACGGAACCUUUAGGAAGCGGCCACCACCCUGGUGGCAUCUACAGCCACCCAGGUAGCACCUGCAGCCACCCAGGUAGCACACACCCUUUGCUGCGCAGAAGAAAUGUCCUUAUAGCAGCAUUGCCCUUGUUUGAAGACGUACCUUCCUGCCUCUUCCAGACCUGUUCCAGAAGGAGUUUUUCCUUGUCACUCCUGGCACCCUGUUUCCACCUUGCUUCCUAGAGUUAUGUGCUUGCUUUGUACCUGCCAUGCAUGUUUCCCCUCUUGCUUGCAACCCCAUGUCUUCCAGUGACCACAGCUCUGCUACUCUGUCCCACUGGCUCCACCACCUGCCCUGGACCCUAGGAGCUGCUCUCUCCCAGCCUGACGAGGUUCACAGAUGGCCCUGCUCCACCUGCUGCAGGCCCCCAUGGCACUUCCCUGCCGGGUUGCCCUGUUCUCAGUGCUGAGGUCACUGGUGACAGAAAGAAGCCACUUGGGCCAGGCUGGUGGCUUGAUGUGGCACCUGGAGAGGGGAGUCUGGUUUCCUGCCCGUAGGCAAUCACCAGCCCUACAAGGGCCUGGAGCAGCAGGCAGGGGCUUUGUUGCCGCUGUCGGUGGCCACGUGAUCAAUGCUGGGAGUGUAGUUCCAGCAUUUCUGGGGGGCAGGCAUUCACUGCACAAGAAUCCACAGUCAGCCUGCCCCGUUGUUGCCACUGGGAAAGACUGGUAACUCAGCUAAAGGGAGAAGCCCCCAGAGGAUGCACUUCCACUAAUGCCUGGCUUUAGCUGUCAGUGUUUUGAUAGUGCCAGGAAUUCUGGGGGUCUGGAGGCUGCCUGCUGCAGAGGUUAUUGUGACUUUGGACCCUGGGCAGUUCUCUCAAGGCAUCACAGGCAGCAUAUUCACAGGCAGCAUAUCCAUCAGGCUGUGAGGCAGGCGCUGGGGGCGCCCUCUGCUACCCUGGACCCCAGUGGGAAGCACCACCAGGAUAAGUGUGCAGUUACCCCCACUUGACUCCAUGUCCCUUUGUGGGCCCAUCUAGCUUGAGGCCCAUUCCGUUCUCCUUUCGGGUGAUGUGUGGCCUUCACCUUAGUCCUUUCAGCCGCCCACAUCCCCUCUGAGUCUCCAGGGCAUCCGCGUAGCAUGCACUCCCUGCGCCUGGCCAUUAGAUGUCCAGCCUUUGUCCAAGAGCACAUGGACUCAGAGCUGGAGACCACCUCCUCUGGCAGGCAUCAUUAUUGCACUUGAGGAUGGGGAGCAUCUGCCUCUGGCCACCCCAGCCAGGGUCUUGGUGGCUUUUGUAAAGGAAAAGAGCUGCAGACUCUCUUGUUCCUGAUGUGGCAACAGUGCAGAGCUGGCACAUGUGUCCUAUUUCUAAGGGUCAGAGCUGUACCCUCGGUGGGGGGUUGUCUUGUGCUUCCUCACAGGGACUCCCAGAAAUCACUUUCUAAGUGAGACUUGGCCAAGCCCGUCAGACUGUGAUGCUCCUGCCACAUUCAAUGCCAAAUGCACUGCAUUAACACGACCACCUGGACCAUGUGGGACACAGGCUACCUUGGGUUUAUCUGCCCCUGUUGUGAAUUGUUCUGGCCUGACUGCAGAAGGACAGCUUCUGCACCUUCCCAAAGUCCUGUGUCUUAGAUAUCCAGAGGUUGGGUCCUGGGGGCCCUCCUCUUCCUAAGAGUUGUGAUGAUGCUGGGGAAAGUGCCUGCAUUCCUUAAGCAACCAUCACCUUGCAAGGGUAGAGAUACUCAGUGGUUGCUGGGGUUCGUGGACCACUGCGCCUGCUCAUUGUAAACUCUUGUUAGCCCAGUUGCCCUGCUGAACAAAUGCCUAGUUACAGGCUUCAGGCCCCCCCUGUAUUCCAGCCAAGGCUGUUCAGGUGGGACCAUGGUGCUCAUUAAGCAUGAAUGGGAGGAGGAUUAACAGUGGGGCCACCAUUCUGGGUGUUUGUGGACCACACUCUGCUCAGUUCUCCUGCCUGCCUGCUAGGGACAGGCGCCCGCAGAUGAUGGGGUACAGUGGUACCUGGGACGUGGAGGCCUGUAGGUUUCCAUGUGGCCCAGCCCAGCCAGGGUAGGGGACCCAGCAUGGGGGUAGGGCAGGAGCUCUGCCAUCUCACCAACUGCUGGGUCUCCCCAGGAGGUUUUUAGAAGCCCUACUGUGUUUGCAUUAGGCACUGUGUUUCACUUGUGCUGCUGCACACACCAGAGCCAGAGCUGUGUAGGCUGGGCUGGUCACGCUGCCUGUCUGUGCCUGUGACUGGCCCUUUGCAUUCAGGUGGCCAUGCUCAUCAGCCUUGGCUGCUGCCCCAGCUUCACCUGGUUUGGUGAUUUCCUUGUGUUUUGACUGUUGGUGCUUAGGUGCUUGUUUGCCGGCUUGGGGCUGGUGCUGUUGUACGUCUGCCAUCUUCCUGCAGCUCUGGAGCCUGGAAUAGAUAAGAGGCUCAGGGGUUGCCCCCAUGUGAGACUCAGAAGAUGCCCCACGUUGGGAGCCCCCUGUGGCUCCAGUGGAAGACACUAGUCCCCAGCUAAAGAGGAUGAGACCCAGGCUCCAUACAGCCCAGAGCGAGACCACAUGACAUGGGAGGGUCAAGCUGAAGAAGGAAGUGGGAUAGGGGAGCUGCUCUGUACAUGUUUUGGGGUUAUAGUUUCUCUAAAUUUAAGAGAACAGGCAUUGGUUUAUAGAAGGGACAGGCAGUAGUGUUAAACAGUGCAUGUGAGGUAAAGUUUGAUGUUUCUGGUGGUGGUGACAUUAUUUGGACUAUAUUGUGACUGUGCAUGAUAACCCACCUGGUAAGUAAGCUUCAUUGCAUAACAGGGCAUCAUUUGAGGUCAGUUUUAGAAUAAGGAGUGACUUCUGGCCUAUUGUGUAGUGUGACCCUGAGAUUAAUUUAAUGUCCUAAAGCAUUUUGGUGAUUUCUAGGGAAAAGCAAGGCCCGCUGCAUGGGUCCCAGGUAAGUGUAUGAGGAGCGGGUGUGGAAGAGUGCAGAGGUGUCCUGUGAAGGUGUGGGUGCACUUGCUGAUGCCUGGGCUUCUGUUGUCGGGAACAGGACCUCCCACCAGACCACCGUCCUGGAGAUGGGCAUUUACUUAGGCUACCUCGAGGGAGCAAGCCCUGCAGCUGUAUAAAAGGACACUGCUGGGCCCACCCACCGGGAGUGGAGUUUUGAGUGGGAAGGGAGAAGAGUUUCUUGUGGGGGUCCCUUCCCCGUGGCAGCCAAGACUGUAAGACUAAGGUACCUCUGCUCGGGAAGCAUUAGGGGUUUAGACACGAAGACACGAGAGAUGGGCUCUGGAGCUGGAAGCGCAAGCUUGCCAGGGCAGGGAGCAGAUCGGGUGUGGGACGGUUCCUUCAUCCGCUGUGAGUGUGGACGGAGCCGAUGACUCCUCACCUCUUGGCGUUGCGGCAUUGGGCCUGGUGGCGGUUGGCGCAGCCUGGACAGAGGAGAUCCUUGCUGGGCAUCACUCCUUUCUGUAGACAGGUGACAAUGCACUAUAUCUUCUCACUAUCAAAGCAAGCCUUUACCUUAGAGACAUACUGGAAGAUAUAGUAGGAUUAAGAGAAAAAAAUAAAACUAAUGUUUUGUUGUCUCCCCCUCCCCCAUGACAGUUUCUUUGCAUUUUGAUUUAGCAUAGUUGUGAUAGUACUUCCUGUACUGAUACAAUAUUGCAUAGCCAUUUUCACUUGCAUCACCAGCAUUCCCUGUGUUAUGACAGUUCCACUUUGAAAUGGUGUGUACAUCUCUGUCCAGUAGGUGAGCAGUAGUGCCAGAGGUUGGUCACUGAUGCCAUCAUGAAUUUUUCACCAUUAGAAAUUGAUGAAUAUCUUCACGCAUAAAACUUUUUCCCAAUGUCACGUUAUUUCCUUAGGAUAGAUUCUCAGAGGUGGGAUUAUUGAAUUAAAGAAUAUGAGAACCUUUGAGGCUGUUAGUACAUGUUGACAAAAUGGUUUCCAGAGAUGUUUGUUACCAUUUACACUGCCACCAGCAAGGAUAAACGUGCCCAUUUUGCCAUUGCUGGGUGUUACCAUCUGGCUAAAUGUUUGCUAAUCUGAUAAUGAAAAAACAGCAUUGUGUUUUAGUUUGCAUUUCUUUGACUUCUAGCAAAGUUGAACAUCCUUUCACAUUAAGCAGUUGUAUUUCCUCUUUUGUGGAUUGUCAGUGUCCUUUGCUCUUCUGGGUCUGAUAAAUUUGUAUGAGCUUGUUAUAUAUUAAAGAUACUAACCUGU
Manis pentadactyla (Chinese pangolin) is the source of this 5555-nucleotide messenger RNA. RefSeq names its product retrotransposon Gag like 6 (gene RTL6). The transcript is spliced from 2 exons. Lineage: Eukaryota; Metazoa; Chordata; Mammalia; Pholidota; Manidae. Bases 639 to 1358 code for a protein of 239 amino acids. The record is from RefSeq and is a predicted model, not a curated record.